Messenger RNA from Acipenser ruthenus (sterlet), 4474 nucleotides. It is a transcript of the gene npy2rl, whose product is annotated as neuropeptide Y receptor Y2, like. Gene Ontology annotation, cellular component: membrane. Bases 798 to 1970 code for a protein of 390 amino acids. The transcript has 2 exons. Gene Ontology annotation, biological process: G protein-coupled receptor signaling pathway. Lineage: Eukaryota; Metazoa; Chordata; Actinopteri; Acipenseriformes; Acipenseridae. Gene Ontology annotation, molecular function: neuropeptide Y receptor activity. The record is from RefSeq and is a predicted model, not a curated record.
GUGAGUGGAGCAACUGAAAACAAUCAGCACUUGCUUGAAAUGAUUCUGGACGCAUGUUAGCUUUAAAGAGCAUCCGGACGUUGGUGCAGAUGUAGUCUGACUCCUAAUUUGUUGUGCAUUUUGGAAAGCUGUUGAUGUGCUUUGACUUUCAAGAAGAAAGACAUUAAAAUAAAAAAGGAACAUGUUUUUACUAUGCACUAAGGCUGUCAAUUGGCAAUUUAAACCUCGAAAGGCAUUUAUGUUCAAUCGAAAAUCACAAUGGACUGUACACUUUCGAUGCGCUUUUCUGUAAAUAACUACGUUUUCUCAAAUAUUGCAGCUGUUUACAUUAUGGACUUCUGACUUCUGUAUUUCAUUCCGUUUUAUGAGUUCCGACAAAAAUACCCAUUGUUUCUGGGAUUGAUUUGCAUAGUUUCAGUUGAGGCUGAAAUCCGCAUAAUGUAUAAUUUGUAGCUCAUCAGAAUAAUCUGGUAAUUUACUACUGUAAUACUUCAAAAUACAUAGACAGUAGAUAAAUGAAAAAGUACAAUCUACUAAAUACUACAACUUGUAUCAAUAUCAUCCGACAUCAAAGACAUUUCAUAAAAUCCAAACUUGUCAGUUCCGAAAUAAAAACUACCAACGAUGCUGGAAUACAGACUGAGAAAACCAACAACGCGGAAAUGCUUGAACGAGCUUCACUGCAAAGUAAACGAGCUUAUUAAACUGCGCAGUAAGUUCUGACAGAAGAUACUAGAAAAUCACCGGACUCCAGUGACAGCAGCCAUAAUAAUUGUACUUGUGUUUGCAGUCUUUAUAUGUCUGGCAUGGAAAUGGGACCAAUGGACUUGGAUGGGCAAGUGAACCUGACACUGGAGGGUGACUAUAGAUCAUUAAUAGACUCCAGUAUGCCUGUAUGUUGCACAAACUCUACAACUCCAUCCGAUGACCGCCUCCCACCAGAUUUGGAAGACAGCACAAAGCUGAUUGGGGUGCAAAUCGUACUUAUAGCAGCUUACUGUACCAUCAUUCUUCUAGGGGUUAUUGGCAACUCCUUGGUCAUCUAUGUUGUAUUUAAGUUUAAAACACUGCGUACUGUUACUAAUUUUUUCAUUGCAAACCUUGCUGUGGCAGAUUUAUUGGUAAAUACUUUGUGCCUGCCAUUUACAUUGAUCUACACCCUUCUAGGCGAGUGGAAAUUUGGACAAGUGUUGUGCUUUAUGGUCCCAUAUGCUCAAGGUUUAGCAGUGCACGUAUCCACGGUAACCCUAACUGUCAUUGCUCUAGACAGACAUAGAUGCAUAGUCUAUCACUUUGACACCAAAAUGUCCAAGGAAACUUGCUUUAUUGUCAUUGGCAUUACAUGGAUGAUCAGUGCAGUACUAGCAAGCCCAUUGGCCAUCUUUAGAGAGUAUGGUACAUUCCACAUAUCCCCUGAUAAAUCUAUUCAGUUUUGUACUGAAAAAUGGUCUGAUAACAAUCGAGAUGGCACUGUAUACAGUAUCUCAAUGCUGCUGCUGCAAUAUGUGUUGCCACUGUCAAUCAUUUCCUUUGCUUACAUCCGAAUCUGGAGUAAACUGAAGAACCAUGUAAGUCCAGGUGAAGGGAAUGUUCGCCACCACAGAAGAAGGAAAACCACAAAAAUGUUGGUUACCGUUGUGGUAGUGUUUGCCGUGAGCUGGUUGCCAUUUCAUGCUUUUCAGCUUGGCAUUGAUAUCGAUAACAACGUCUUAGACACGAAAGAUUUUAAAUUAGUGUAUACCAUAUUUCAUGUAAUAGCUAUGUGCUCAACCUUUGCCAACCCAUUCCUUUAUGGGUGGAUGAAUAAUAACUACAGAAAUGCUUUCAUAACUGUGUUUAAAUGUGAGCAGAGGGUUGAUUCUAUCCACCUGGAGGGCCAAGUGAAGGUCAGUACAAAAAAAACUUUGGAAGCAGAAGAUAUAGCCCAUGUGAAUGGUCACUCAGCCAAACGACAUCCCACCAAUGUUUGAAGUUGAUAAGAAGACCACAAACAGUCUGUGGAUAUACACUCCUGCAUGUAAUACUUAAACGUUUGUGUUGUGUAAGUGUCAUAUUACAGGAUCUAGUUUUAUUUGAGUGUCUCCACUAUUGCUCUGGUGUUAUCAAUGUACAACACACCGAUAAAACACACAUACUGUAAAUAGAUUUACAUUUUUGUAUUCUUUACUUCCAGUUUGAGAAUUCCAGUUUAUUCUAUCAGAUGAUAAUUACUAUUUUCUGUUACAGAGAACUCCAGUAGUUAGUAAACUAAUAUCUGAACUUACUUCAGAUGCAGUCCAUAAAUAAAGUUACAUUACUGUCAAUCAUAUUUUUACUGGGGGUUUCAGGUGGCUGCAUGUUAGACAAUGGGAAAUGUUACGGCUAUAAUUGUGCGUUUUGAUGAUGUUGUUUGUAAAGUGCAAGCUUUUUUGCAACAAAAGUCUUGGCCAUUCAUAUUGAGGAAUUACCCUGAAUAAUGAAUCCUGAAGCACUUGUGUAGUUACAUUUGCAUGAUAAUACUGUGCACUUUUACUGGUGAAGUAGAGCAAUAUGUGGCUUAUGUAGGGACAAAUGGUUGUGUAUGGUAUUAACUUAUAUUUAGCAUUUUAAUUAUCAGCAAUCAACCUUCUGAUUAUCAAAAUCACUUGAUUGCAUUAAAAGGGUCUUAAAAUGAAACAUACCUGUAGUGUACAAGUCAUCAGUGCAGUGCUCAACAAAGAUAAGCAAUGAUACAAAAGGUACAACCAUAAAACUUUAUCUGCAAUUUAUUUUGACAUGCUUUGAAACUACUGAAACAUUUUUUUAAAACUUAUAAAGGCAUUUAUCUAUUUGAUCAAUUAGAUAAAAAAGGAAAAAACAAUCAAUCACCAGUAUUUAUGCUGCCAAAGCUAUGAAACUAUGGGAUCUAUUUAACUGAUCUCAACAGUGACUGACUAAAUAUUGCAGUGUUUCAACACUAAAAUAUUAUUAGAUACAUUGUAUGGAUCCCAGUGUUUGUUUAAUCUUAAAUCAAGACAAAUCCAGCCAUAUUCACAAAGCAUUUACCCACUUCUAAAUUUGCAGUAUUUUUUAACGAGUAAAAACGAUCUACAGUACUCAUAGCAUGGAGAAAGCAAACAAAACGAAAAAAUCCAAUCACAUUAAACAGUUGUAACUUUGAGGGAUUUAUAUGGUUUUUUUUUAAACAACACAACUGUGUCAGUUCUACUUAAUUAUUAUUGUUAUUAUAUUUUAAUUGUGUGAGGUAAAUACCUUAUAAUAUACUAUAUCCUGCAGGGUGUUUUCUUGAAAUAGUUGCAACUUGCAUGAAUUUAAAUUUAUACUGAAUGUAGCCUUCUUGUUGACGGUAAGAGAAUGUAUGCUUUACCUUUUAUAACUUGAUAUUGUAUAUACCAGGACAACUUGUUAUUGAACAUCUGUUGUCAAAUAACGUUUUUGUUUUAAAAUAUACAAGACUGGGGUUAAAUUAAGAGUCACAUAUUACAUUAUAUAACAUUCGUUUUUAGAAGCGUUGUAUGAGCUGCAACAAAAAAGGAAAAUAAAAAAUCAAUAUGGUAUUAGUACUAAAAUGAUGCAUUAAAGUAAUGGUAGAAAUACAAUAAACAAAUACAUCGAUAUGUAUUAUUUUUCUGUAUUUGUGUAAAACUGCAAAGUUGAUUUACAGUGAUGGCCAUGAAUAUUGCAGCAUCAAUCUUCUGAAGUUCUUCCUAAGAUAGGUCAAUAAGGUUCAUUUCUGGCCCAUGAUAAAACUGAUACACUGGUAUUAAGACUUGAAACACUCAUCAUACAUUUUGAAAACUGUAGGAAAUGAAGCCAAGUAGAAUAUGUUCUUUAUAUGGCUUAAUAAUUCUAAUAGUUAUUGUUUUACCGCAGCAUUAUUAUGAACAUGCUGUUUGUGCAGUAAAAAAGGGCAGGUAAUUGCAUAUAGUACUGAUAACACAUGCGCUCAACAUCCAACUGAGUGAGCCCUUAGCACUACUUGCCUGAUACAGGUUGAUCUGCUGUUGCUGUGUGCUGUUAAAAAGGGACUUUGACCCACAAUUGGUCUGCACGCUCUUUGCACUGCUGAGGUUUCUACUGCUCCUGCUUCUCACCUCUGCAUAGAGUCCAUAAUAUCUUCCAUUAGCUCCAUUCAUCUCCAAUUCCACCUAUCCAGGACAUCAUUGAUGAACUGUGUUAUAUAAAUAUAUUUGGGUGGAUUAACAGGACGAAUUUGCGGAGGGAAUUUAAUAUCUACAGUCAUGUACCUUGUUACAUCAAGAAUAAGUAAAACUAGGUCUAUCAGACAAGUAUAAUGAGUGUAUUUUUUAAAAAUAUGCUAUAUUUGUGGUCACCACUGUAAUAUUAAACUUAAUAGUUAUUGUGUUUUGCUCAUUUAUAAAGGAAACAAAUGUUACCAAAUACUUGAUCUAAAAUGAAGAAUUAAUGUGUGAUUUUUUUUGGCUAAUAGUAAUGUGGGUUACCAUAAAGAAAUACUAUAUUGUAAAUAAAACUG